UUAUUAAAGAAAGACCGUUGAUGCUACGUUGGUCAUAUACAAAAAGGCCAAUUUACGUGAGACAGAGAGAAGCAAGAAUCUAUCCCUUUCGCGACGCUCCGUCGCAAGGUACCAAACCCAGCAACAAUGCUUUCCUUCUUCUUGCUCUUCCUCACCGCCACCGCCACCAACUCCCCCUUUGUCCAUCCUCAAGCACUCCCUCCGAGCCCGAGCCCGAGCCCGAACCCGAGCCCGAGCCCGAGUCCCAAAAGCAUCUUCCUCCUCGCCGGGCAGAGCAACAUGGCGGGCCGAGGAGGCGUGGUUAACAUCUCGCCCACCGGGUGGGUCGAAAAGUGGGACGGCGUCGUCCCUCCCGAGUGCGGCCCCAACCCGUCGAUCCUCCGGCUCGCGGCGAACCUCACGUGGGUCGAGGCACGCGAGCCGAUCCACGCGGACAUCGACUUGAACAAGACGAACGGGAUCGGCCCCGGCAUGGCGUUCGCCAACGCCGUUCUGGGCCGGGACCGGAGCCUGGGCUCGGUGGGGCUGGUGCCGUGCGCGGACGGCGGGACGAAGAUAAGCGAGUGGGAGAGAGGGACGGUUCUGUACGACCGGCUGAUGAGGCGGGCGCGGGCGGGGACGGGCGGCGGCGGCGGCGGGAGGACGAUCAGAGCGCUCCUGUGGUACCAAGGAGAGAGCGACGCGAUGGCGGAAAGCGACGCCGCGCUGUACAAAGGGAGGUUGGAGAAGUUCUUCUCGGACGUGAGAGCUGAUCUGCAGUCGCCGGAGCUACCGAUUUUUCAGGUGGCUAUCGCGUCGGGACUAGGACCAUUCACCGAGACGGUGAGAGAGGCCCAGCUCGGGCUCGACCUUCCGAACGUGCGAACUGUCGACGCCAAGGGACUGCCUCUCGGGCGUGAUCACGUCCACCUAACUACCCCGGCCCAGGUCCGGCUCGGCCAGAUGCUGGCCGACGCUUUCCUUCAGUCCGUGCCUGGCCCCGCGCCGCUCGCGAGCAAAGCUUCCACGAGGGGUUCGAAUCUUGUUUUCCACGUUCUGCCCUUUUUUACGUGGAGAUUUGUCGAGGCAGUUUUCAUUAACAGAUGAUUAAUGAUUUACGGUUUCUGUUUUUGGAUUGGAAGGUAAUUGACGAUUCAUUUGUUUUGGACUC
Syzygium oleosum is the source of this 1150-nucleotide messenger RNA. Its product is annotated as probable carbohydrate esterase At4g34215. The coding region runs from base 127 to 1086 and encodes 319 amino acids. NCBI's taxonomy places the organism in Eukaryota, Viridiplantae, Streptophyta, Magnoliopsida, Myrtales, Myrtaceae. The record is from RefSeq and is a predicted model, not a curated record. The transcript has 2 exons.